Staurois parvus is the source of this 323-nucleotide messenger RNA. The record is from the annotation of a GenBank genome assembly. Lineage: Eukaryota; Metazoa; Chordata; Amphibia; Anura; Ranidae.
GAGAGCUGUGAUUGGUCACAGCUUGCCACAUGGUAUAAGGCUGUUGUGAAUAGCCUUGUACCAUCUGACCUCUGUGAUAAUUCAUAGAUUUCACUAGUAGUAAGCAAUGAUGUCAGGAAGUGACAUCUUGCUUACUACUAUUCAUGUGAUCACUGAUUGGCCAAUCAGUGAUCACAUGAUCGGGGCCUCACACAGAGGUCCCCCCAGCACUCCACAGACAGUGGUGACUGAUAGCUGAGUUCUCACCCUUAGGCUGGGGCCAUACAUUAUACAAUUUUCUUGAGAUUUUUGCUUUAGAUUUACCAAAAACCAUUUAAUAGGAG